Messenger RNA from Naegleria fowleri, 684 nucleotides. RefSeq lists its product as uncharacterized. NCBI's taxonomy places the organism in Eukaryota, Heterolobosea, Eutetramitea, Acrasida, Naegleriidae. The record is from RefSeq and is a predicted model, not a curated record. Bases 1 to 684 code for a protein of 227 amino acids. The transcript has a single exon.
AUGAUGGGAAUCAUGAACCGAUUUGUUGAAAAAGACUAUUGUCAUGUGUACAAAGCAGACAUGGCAGAGAGUGGAUUCUAUGAUUUGUAUUCUGAUUUCAUUAUUGGCCUAGUAGACCCUAAAUAUGUAUUUUUACUUGCAUUUGAUACAGUAUCUGCUGCCAAACAACUGCAUAGCUUAAUACUCUAUAGUAAUGACCGCCUAUUACGUGAAAUUUUACUUUCAAAAUAUGAAGUAUAUGACGUUUCCACGUUAGAUUUCUUUGAACAAUGUUGCAUUUAUUACUUACAAGAAACUGGACAUUCCCUCAAUCAAAAAAUUGGAAUUGAUAAGAAGUAUUCGAGAAAUCGAAAAUUAAAGCAACAGCUUGAAUUAUUGGACGAUUAUAUUAGAAAUAAUUACAAAAGCAUUUUACAAUGGAUUAGAGAAAAGCGUGAAGAUGAUGGCUUGGAUAUUUCCUCACUUCUUGAUGAAACUGUACAUGAAGAGCAGGCAAGUACGAAUAAUUAUUCGACACCACCCUCAUCCUGCACAACCACAAACGAAACGAGAGACAUAUCCCAUGAGAAAAUUGAUCUAAUCAGUACGAUGUCAGAACGACUCUCUCUUUUCAAAGCAGUGUUAGUUACCACGCUGCUCAUGUUAUUGCUUGUUUUAUGGUUCGUCUUCUAUCUAGCAAGCUGA